GCAGAGCGGCAGCAUCCUUGCUCCUGAGUGGGCAUGUGCGGACCUCGCGCGCACAUGCUCACUGGCGCGGCGGCGUGAGGAGUUUGCUGGGCACGUUGCUCGAAAGGGAGAGAACGGUGCGCGCUUUUCCUGCUGCUGCGGACUUCUCCAGCUCGGAGCGGCAGCGGCUGUCCGGAGCGCAGGCGGCCUCGCGCGCUCGUUCUUCUCCUGGCGCGCAGGCGGCUGCGGGGACAGGAGCCCGGCGGCGCCAGACGCUCUGCGGCAACUUGCGGUAUAAGGAAAUGCUAGAUCUAGUGACAUCACCCAGCUUGACUGUAAAUAGAGAACACCCUGACAUUCUGAAGCUUAACCUUUCUAACACUUAUGCCACGGUUCCAGAUGACAUAGAAGGCAACUCCAAAGCUGCGGCUCAGCGUUCUCUACAUCUCUACACUACAUAGCAUUAUCCCCAUAUAGUAACAGUCCCAUCUUUUCCAACGAUGGCCACAUAUGGACAGACUCAGUAUAGUGCAGGAAUCCAGCAAACCUCUGGUUAUACUGCAUAUCCGCCGCCUGGCCAACCUUAUGGAAUACCUUCCUACAGCAUCAAGACAGAAGACAGCCUGAGCCAUUCGCCGGGGCAGAGUGGGUUCCUUAGCUAUGGCUCUAGCUUCAGCACCGCAACGUCCGGACGCCCCUACACCUACCAGAUGCCUGGCACCUCAGGGAUUUACCAGGGGCCCAACGGCCUGACGAGUUCUGCAGGGUUCGGCACAGUGCACCAGGAGUAUUCUUCAUAUCCCAGCUUCACCCAAAGCCAAUAUUCGCAGUAUUACAGCUCUUCCUACAACUCUUCUUACAUGUCUGCAAAUAGCAUCAGUCCAUCAGCUAUCCCAACAUCGACCUACUCGCUCCAAGAGUCUUCGCACAACAUUAACAACAGUCAGAGCACCGAAUCACUUUCUGGUGAAUAUACAACACCUGUAAAAGACACAGAUACAGACAGGCAGCACAGAGGGACGGAUGGAAAGCUACGAGGGCGAUCGAAAAGAAACAAUGAUCCUUCCCCAUCAGCUGACACCGAAAUUGAGCGUGUUUUUGUGUGGGACUUGGACGAGACGAUAAUUAUUUUUCACUCCUUACUCACGGGAACGUUUGCAUCCAGAUAUGGGAAGGACACCACCACAUCUGUCCGGAUAGGCCUUAUGAUGGAAGAAAUGAUCUUCAACCUUGCAGAUACGCACCUGUUUUUUAAUGACCUCGAGGAUUGUGACCAGAUACACAUAGAUGAUGUUUCAUCAGACGACAAUGGGCAAGAUUUAAGCACAUAUAAUUUCUCAGCAGAUGGCUUUCACAGUUCAACCGCUGGAGCAAAUCUUUGUCUGGGCUCAGGAGUUCACGGGGGAGUUGAUUGGAUGAGGAAAUUAGCAUUCCGCUACCGGCGGGUGAAAGAACUUUACAACACCUACAAAAACAAUGUCGGUGGUUUAAUAGGAGCUCCUAAGAGGGAAUCCUGGCUGCAGUUAAGAGCAGAACUGGAAGCGCUGACUGAUCUCUGGCUAACACAUGCUUUGAAAGCUCUGGAUUUGAUACAUUCCCGGCCCAACUGUGUAAAUGUUUUGGUGACUACAACCCAGCUCAUACCAGCCCUUGCAAAAGUCCUGCUUUAUGGACUAGGCACUGUCUUCCCAAUUGAAAAUAUUUAUAGUGCAACAAAGACAGGGAAAGAGAGCUGUUUCGAAAGGAUAAUGCAGAGGUUUGGACGGAAAGCUGUGUACAUCGUAAUAGGAGAUGGUGUUGAAGAGGAACAGGGAGCGAAAAAGCACAACAUGCCUUUCUGGAGGAUCUCCUGUCACGCCGACCUUGAGGCUCUGCGACACGCACUGGAGCUGGAAUACUUGUAGCAGACCCAGAAGUCUCCACGGUCACUCCCGAAGACACAGAUCUAUUUUCCUGGCAUUUUCUCUGGGGGCGGAGCUCUUUUGUAUGAAAGUCUUUUAAAGAGAAUCUGCACCAGGAGCACAGCGUAACCAAGUUCCCCCCCCUUUUUUUUUGAAGAAGAAACCUUUAAAUGACCUUAAUAACUGGAUGCUUAAAACUGAAGUGGGACAUUUGCCAUGUAAAUUACUUCCAGGCAUGCAGGAAGAUCAGCCCUGGUUUAAUUCAUUAGGGUUUCCCCCCCCCUUCUUCUUUCUUGCUUUUAAUAAAUGGGAAUAGGGUGGGAAGACGUGACAUGGAGUUUCUAGGCAUAUUUGCUGGACAGUUUUAUCAAUUCAGAGGAGUUUCUGAGGUGGGGAGGGGGAAGAUUGAAAAAGAUGAUUUUUUGGUAUUUUUUUAAUUUAUGAACUAAUCCUAUUACUCUGAUAUUAAGCUCAGUACCUGUGUUUGUAUCUGCUGAGUUGGAUGGACUCGGCCCAUUCUAAUUUAAUAGCUCUCUUCUCCAAGGUUAACUGUGGGGAACAAUCAUUAUCAUGUCCAUUUGAAAUGAGCACAUGUGGGACUCUUGGUGUAAAAACUAUAGCUAGUUUUUGAAAACUGUGGCAUGUGGGCUGCACCCGUGUCUCCGUAGGCUGCCAUCUUGUUUUCGCAUGGUCAGGAGAAAGAGUUACCUUGUGAUGAGUGAAUGGCAAUAAAACUAUGUUUACAAUUUUA
Molecule: messenger RNA, 2631 nt
Organism: Lacerta agilis (Sand lizard)
Lineage: Eukaryota; Metazoa; Chordata; Lepidosauria; Squamata; Lacertidae
Gene: EYA2
Product: EYA transcriptional coactivator and phosphatase 2
Biological process (GO): negative regulation of extrinsic apoptotic signaling pathway in absence of ligand; multicellular organism development; cell differentiation
Cellular component (GO): nucleus
Molecular function (GO): protein tyrosine phosphatase activity
Source: RefSeq, a predicted model, not a curated record